Molecule: messenger RNA, 1026 nt
Organism: Sorghum bicolor (sorghum)
Lineage: Eukaryota; Viridiplantae; Streptophyta; Magnoliopsida; Poales; Poaceae
Exons: 2
Coding region: 1-1026 (341 amino acids)
Molecular function (GO): nucleic acid binding; zinc ion binding
Source: RefSeq, a predicted model, not a curated record
AUGGCCAAGACACUCCGUGACUACUCCACUCCUGCUGUUGCCAACGUGCCGACUCGGCCCGCCGUCAAUAUGGGGAAUGGAAGCUUCGAGAUCCGCACUGGCCUCAUCUCUAUGGUGCAGAACAAGAAAGCUAUUGACACAUGGGAAACGUGCUCCGCGGCAUUCCUCGCCAAGUUCUUUCUUGUGAGCAGGACCAGCGCUCUUAGGUGGAAGAUCUCUAACUUCCAGCAGUCUUCACUUGAGUCCAUACCCGAAGCAAGGGAGAUGCUCCAGGAGUACAUCCGGGCCUGUCCUCAUCAUGGAAUGGAAGACUGGCUUCUGCUCCAGAGCUUCUACGAAGGCCUCACGGCCAUGUCAAAGGGGCACGUAGAUGCCGCAGCUGGAGGUGCAUUCCUUUCUCUCACCAUUAAUGAAGCUACUGCCGUCAUCGAGAAGAUGGUGGCAAAUGAAAGCUGGGGAGGAAGAAGGAAAACACAAAAAGGCUCGCAAUCUACGAAGGAGGUAGAUGUUCUUGCCGCAAAAAUAGACUUGCUGCUGCAAAGGAUGGACGGACAAGUUGCAAAUCCCAACAAGGGCACCGUCCAAGAAGUGAACUCACAAACAUCGUGUGAAGUUUGUGGUGAUGAUGGCCAUUCGGGGAACAAUUGCCCCGAAACCCAAGAAGAAGCAGCAUAUGUAAACAAUGGGUUUCGGCCACCACAACAAGGUAACAACGGGUGGAACAAUCAGCACCGCCCGCAGGGUAAUUUCUUCAAUCAGCCUGCCUUGAAAGAUCUGGUCAUAGGGCAACCUAAAAUCAAUGAGAAUCUGGCCAAGAAGCUGUCCUACAAUGACAAGAUCAUUGAGAACAUCAACGCCAAACUUGAAACUCUUUGUUCAUCUGUCAAAAGUCAGACGAGUUUCAACAAGAUGAUAGAAACACAGAUAGCACAGAUAGCUGCAUCAAUUCCAGUCACUGACACAGAGAGGAUCCCAGGACAACCGAAAACCUCUACUAAGUUCAUCCAUGUAGCCACAGAAAAAUGA